Molecule: messenger RNA, 2589 nt
Organism: Diabrotica balteata
Lineage: Eukaryota; Metazoa; Arthropoda; Insecta; Coleoptera; Chrysomelidae
Source: the annotation of a GenBank genome assembly
AUGACCGAAGAUGAAAUCCAAGAACUUAUGGACUCUGUUGAAACGGAUUCGUCAGGUGAUUAUAGCAGUGAUGAUCCAGACAUCGACCCAGAUUACGAGCAGGAUGAGAUCGCUCCAGAUGACAUGAUAACAGAGUGUAUCCGUGAAAUGCAAGCAGGUGAAACAAGCGACUAUUUUAUUCAAAAUGUGAACAUGUCGCUAAAUAUCAGUGACAUAGAAACACCUGCUGCAUCAUCAACAAUGCUAACGGCGGUGCAAAUCGAAGCUGACGAAUGUGUCGAAUCUUUAAAAAAGGAAGAGGCUGGGCCGUCUAGAUGUAUGAAAGCAAUUCCAUCUACUUCAGUCGCCGAUGUCGCACAUGCUGCAAGUUCUAAGCCAAAGAAACGACCCCGUUCGCCAUUACCUAUAAUGGAAGAUUCUGGACCUUUGAUCACGCCUUCUAUUGGUGGUUUUACUGGGAGAGAAAUAAAAAGAGAAUUCGAUGAAAGGUUUUCGGAAUUUGAUGCACUAAAACCCGAUCUUGAGCUUUUUAACAAUCCAAUGGGAGUCAACAUCCAGAACCAAUCAGCAGAAUACCAAUUAGAGCUGUGCGAACUACAGUCCGAUUCGUUUUUUCAAGCAAAGAAAAAUGAAGACAUUAGUACCUUUUGGAAUUGUAAACAAAAAAAUAAAAGGCAUAUAAAGAAGUCAUACUAUUCGGCAACGAAGUCAAAAGCUGUUUAUAAUAUUGUCGCUGCAAUCUUAACUUCAGAGAGUGAUGGAGAACUCUACGUAGAUGAAUUUACAUUGGAUAACGUAAAAAGCAAUAAUAUAGUUAUACCGUUUGCUAUAACAUUACUAUAUCAACGACCUGGCCUAAUGCAAUUUUACCCAGAAUUUUUAACAGGACCUAAAACAUAUCUUGACUUCAAACUCACCUAUAGUAAGUCACAUACAAGAGCUACUCCGUAUUUUGUAGGCAUGUUUGCUGGAUACAUCUAUUAUCAACUAAAGGGAUCUAAUAAACAUGUAUGCAGAAUCAGCUUAGCCCUCUCGGAUAUAGUACUAGCUUUUAUAACAGCAUUGGUGCUGUAUUUAUUGGUAGAAGCGCCUUUUAGAAAGGUUCUUAGAGAGAUUAUGAUGCCGUCCAAAGACAAAACUCCAAAACCUAAAAACAAUAAUGGAGAGAGGCACCAUUCGGUUGAAGAGAAUAUGAUUAUGAGUAUGAGUAACAACAACGUAGUCAACAGCCGAGUGUAACAUUAAUAAUUUUUAGUUAAAUAUAGACUAUAGCUGUAUAUUUUAUCUAAGUAUACUGAUUAUUCGAUUAGGCACAAUAACAAAUAUGCAUAUAUUUACUACUAAAUCCGUUUGCAAAUUAAACUUUUAAGUUUUAAUUAACAUAAUCUAUAAGUGUACAUAAAAUAUUAUAAACAAUUUAGGUGUAGAUAUUGAUAAAGAACUAAAUAAAUAUAUGUUAUGAAUAAUAAAUCACAACAUACGUCCCAGCUUUAUUUUUUUUGUACAACGCAUUUUAUUGUAAACUGUAACUUAAUGUAGUAUUUUUCACAGUAAAAUCAUUUCAGGUCACGAUUUAGACAAACUGGCGUCACUUGUAUUUAAAAUUUCCAUAACAUUAGAGUUCUAAUUUCCAUAACAUAGCCAAAAAUACGACACCUUUACGGAGCUGCACGAUAUAGGCGUCAAAAUGGUAUUAUAAUAAGAAAAAUGUAAUCGUGAUUACAUUGAUAAUUUUAAAAUUAAAUUAAUUAAAUAUACCAAAACGUUUAUUAUUAUUAACCCGUAACCGGUGACGUCCGAUUUUUGGAACAUAACCGGUGACGUGGAGUCUCCGGAACUCAGCAUAAAUAUGCUUGUCCCAUUUAAAUUUAAAUAAUUAUUUUACUACAUUGUUUAUAAUAAUUUUGGUGAGGCACUUUUGCAAUAUCGUAGUGUCUUUUUAGUUCCUUCUGUUACUAACUGUUCUUAUUAUUAACAUUUUUUUUUCAAAAGUUGCAAAUAAAUAAAUUACGGUGUUACGUCGUAAAGCUUAAUUUUUUUUUAAUAUUUCACAGGUAGGAGUGAUAUUGGUCUAUAUGAUGUCACUUCAUUGGGGGGUUUCCCAGGAUUUGGUAUCAUGAUCACCUCAGCUAUCUUCCAUAAAUCUGAAACAUAUUGUAGUCUAAAGGCAGCAUUUAUUAAAUUGGUUAAUUUUACGAUAGCUUUUCUUGGUAGAUUUUUUAGCAGUCUUCCGGUAAUGAGGUCAUAACCUGGUGCUUUAUUUGGAUUGAUUUGUUCUUUAAUUAACUCAGCUACUUCUUUUGGGGAAGUUGACUUGAUCUUCUCAUCUAUUUGCUCUGGUUCGGGCCAAUCCUGGUCAUCGUCUUGGUCAUCUUGCAACUUAAUAGUGUUCUCUAGAUGUGUGGCAAAUCUAUCUGCCUUCUGCUGAUUAUUUCUGGCCCAACUACCGUCUUCUAGUUUUAUUGGAGGAGAAUGUAAUAUUGGCCUUUUAAUUCUUUUUGUAGCUUUCCAAAGCGAGUACUCUGUGCUACUGUCGUUUGUUAGCUCUGUACAAAUGGUUUUAAUAUUAGGUAUAACAAAUAUGAUAUA